Molecule: messenger RNA, 1371 nt
Organism: Cricetulus griseus (Chinese hamster)
Lineage: Eukaryota; Metazoa; Chordata; Mammalia; Rodentia; Cricetidae
Source: RefSeq, a predicted model, not a curated record
UGCGCGCCGCAGCGGCGCCGGGCCCGGUGUCUGUAGCCGCCGGUACGCGGUCCUUACUGAGAGAGAGAGCGAGGGAGCGAGACGGAGGCAUGGCGGCGCCCACGUCGAUCCUGGGGCCCCCGCCGGUCAGCCAGAGCGGCCCCGGCUCGAUGGCGCCCUGGUGCUCUAUGAGCAGCGGCCCGUCUCGCUACGUGCUCGGGAUGCAGGAGCUGUUCCGAGGCCACAGCAAGACGCGCGAGUUCCCGGCGCACAGUGCCAAGGUGCACUCGGUGGCCUGGAGCUGCGACGGCCGUCGCUUGGCCUCGGGGUCCUUCGACAAGACGGCCAGCGUGUUCCUGCUGGAGAAGGACCGGCUGGUCAAAGAAAACAACUACCGGGGCCACGGAGAUAGUGUGGAUCAGCUCUGCUGGCACCCAAGCAACCCUGACCUCUUUGUCACCGCAUCUGGAGAUAAAACCAUUCGCAUCUGGGACGUGAGGACUACAAAGUGCAUCGCCACUGUGAAUACUAAAGGGGAGAACAUUAAUAUCUGCUGGAGUCCCGAUGGGCAGACCAUUGCUGUGGGCAACAAGGAUGAUGUUGUCACCUUUAUCGAUGCCAAGACACACCGUUCCAAAGCGGAAGAGCAGUUCAAGUUUGAGGUCAAUGAAAUCUCCUGGAAUAACGACAAUAACAUGUUCUUCCUGACCAAUGGCAACGGUUGUAUCAACAUUCUCAGCUACCCCGAACUGAAGCCUGUGCAGUCCAUCAACGCCCACCCUUCUAACUGCAUAUGUAUCAAGUUUGAUCCCAUGGGGAAGUAUUUUGCCACAGGAAGCGCAGAUGCUUUGGUUAGCCUCUGGGAUGUCGAUGAGUUAGUGUGUGUGCGGUGCUUCUCUAGGUUGGACUGGCCUGUGAGGACCCUCAGUUUUAGCCACGAUGGGAAAAUGCUGGCGUCAGCCUCAGAGGAUCAUUUCAUUGACAUAGCUGAAGUAGAGACAGGAGACAAGCUGUGGGAGGUGCAGUGUGAGUCCCCGACCUUCACCGUGGCGUGGCACCCCAAGAGGCCUCUGCUGGCGUUUGCCUGUGAUGACAAAGAUGGCAAAUAUGACAGCAGUCGGGAAGCUGGAACUGUGAAGCUGUUUGGGCUUCCGAAUGACUCCUGAGAGGGGGCCUGAGCAGAGGAGGUGCAGACUUUCAUUUAUAUGGGACUGUGAAGCUGUUUGGGCUUCCGAAUGACUCCUGAGAAGGGGCCUGAGCAGGGAAGAUGCAGACUUUCAUUUGUAUAGUUUGAUCUGUUCUCUUUGGACGUCGUGGGCAAUCUAAAUGUUUAUAAAUUGUAAAAAUUACAAAAAACUUUGAUUAGACUGUGCAUCCCUAAUCCUCUCUGAA